AUGCCUCCCGUCUCCUCUCCUUUAAGCUCCUCCCUUAAUUCCUCCAGGGUUUUGGUGCGGGGCGUCCUUGAAGGGCCGCGAUGGCGUUUGGCGGUGCUGCAGGCUGCCUGCGGCCCCUUCGCUUGCUGCGCCCGCUGGGGCGGACGGCGAUGGCUCCAAGCAGCAUCCGUGCCGCUUCUGACAUACCUAAAGACUUGCUGCCUGGGCCUUACCCCAAGACUCCAGAGGAAAGGGCAGCUGCUGCAAAAAAGUACAAUAUGAGGGUGGAGGACUAUGAACCAUAUCCAGAUGAUGGCAUGGGUUAUGGUGACUAUCCCAAGCUCCCUGACCGAUCCCAACAUGAGAGAGAUCCUUGGUAUGAAUGGGAUCAUCCUGAUUUGAGGCGUAACCAUGGCGAGACUAUGCACUGGGAUUUUGAUAUGUUCAUUCGGACGCGAGUUGACACCUCCCCCACAGUUGUGCCCUGGACCACAAUGCGCAAUUAUCUCUUGGGCCUUCUUGGUGUCACGGCUUUCUUGCUUGGUCUUGGUGAGAUUUUUCCGUCCUACCAGCCUGUGGGCCCAAAGCAAUAUCCCUACAAUGACCUGUAUCUGGAGCGAGGAGGGGAUCCCAACAAAGAGUCUGUGCCAGAAGCGCAACACUAUGAGAUCUAAGAGUGCUUGGAACUGGAGCUCCUCUUCUCUCCUCUCUGAUCAGGGUUAUCUACAAAACCAGUUAUAUUGUACAUCACUCUUCUAAAGACCCUGAUUUUGGGGGGUAUGGGAGCACAAACAGGAAAGGAUCUAUUUUGAAAUUUCUGGUUUGUAUGAGCAUGCUAUACAGUGGUCCAUGUGGAGUUAGUAUGCAUCUCUCUACAAUCUAAAUAAAUAGUUCAUUUAUGCAUA
Messenger RNA from Rhineura floridana, 884 nucleotides. It is a transcript of the gene NDUFB8, whose product is annotated as NADH:ubiquinone oxidoreductase subunit B8. Gene Ontology annotation, cellular component: mitochondrion. Lineage: Eukaryota; Metazoa; Chordata; Lepidosauria; Squamata; Rhineuridae. The transcript has 5 exons. Bases 81 to 653 code for a protein of 190 amino acids. Gene Ontology annotation, biological process: mitochondrial electron transport, NADH to ubiquinone. The record is from RefSeq and is a predicted model, not a curated record.